UAGAAAUAAAUAAAAUUGCUAAACAAACAUUGCUACCUACUAUUUCUUUUGUUGUUUUAUAAUUUUUACAUGCGUUUUUAAUUUUAUAAAAGUGUACACUAUAUUUGUAAUUUAUAAGUCAUGAGUCUAUUUAUAAAUCGUAUUAAAAAGGAAGCAAAAGAAAAGGAGAAAUUAGUAAAAAGUGCUAUUACAACCCAACUUUCAGAGAUUGUGAAAGAAAUUCAACUCGGGAAUACUGGAGGAGAUAUAUCGGGAGAUACUUUCGAUGUUAAUAAUCCUGUGUUAUGCAAUGUUGUCGAAUCAUUAUUUCUACAUGGAUUAAAGAAUUCGCUUAUAAAUCAAGCAAAAAGAGUCUUUGCUGAUGUAGAUCAACGUCCAGAGCCUAGCUUUUGGUCUUUACUUUUACUUAUAUCACAUAAACAAAUUAUAAAUCAGAUUGGAAAAUUAUCUCAAAUAACUACAGAAACAGGUCAAUGUAGAGCAUGGAUACGUAUAGCUUUAAAUGAUUCCUUACUUUCAUCAUACUUUUUUGCUAUACAGCAAAACAUAUCUGCCAUGAAAAUGUAUUAUAAUCCUUAUGCUUAUGUAAGAGAUUCAGAACUAUUAGAUGUAGCUCAAAAAGUUAUUGAAGGUUUAGAAAGUUCUGUAACAUUUAAUUUUCCCACAAAUUCUAGCCUCCUAAACACAUGGCCACCUGAAAGUUUAAUUCUGGCAGGAAUUUGGUGCCCAACAUUGAGAACAUGCCCAGUUGCAUCUGGUGUAGAUAUUGCGCAGUCAAUGCCAACCACACGAUCAAUAAAUUCAGAAACGUGUUCCAUAGAUUCUUUAGUAUCAUCAGUGAGUUCUGGCUUUGGAUGUAUGCUUAAUGAAGAUGAGGCCCUUAAAAUAAUAUUAAGUAAACAUUCUUCAAAAACAAAAGUUGAAAACAAAAAAGCUACUGAGGAACCAAAUUCUGGGGCUGUAUCCCUCAAAAACGAUCCUUCAAAUGAUGUUAAAUCUCCAGAGUCUGUUAAUUCAGAUUUAAAUACCACUUUAGGAAAUUCGUUAAACAAACGUCUUGGAUGGUCAUUCAGUAAGGAAGAUGAAGAGCAGAAAAAUAUUAGUGGUGGUGUCAAAAUAGAGCCAAUUCAAACACCCGAUGCUACAAAUCGGCCUAAAUCAAUGGAGAACAGUUAUAAUGCACUGAUACAGAGCUAUAACACAUCAAGUGGUGCUAAUGGAAAAAUUCCCAAUCUUUGUGAUGUGAUUUCAAACAACAGAUUAGUUAAUGACAAACCUCCAGAGUCAGUUAAAGAUAUCCAUUCAGAAAGGCAAUCUCCUGUAGAUGAUUUUAAAUCUUUCAUUUUAAAAAUAGGAACUAUAGCAAAAGAAACUGGAUUAGAUAAUCAAAAUUUCGAAUGCAAAGAUUGUAAAGUGUACCUUGGUGUAACUCAAAAAUGGAAGGUCUGUGGGUUUUCUGGUUACUAUUACUGUGAGAAUUGCAUGAGUGAAACUGGAGAAAUGGUAAUACCAGCAAGAAUCGUGCACAAUUGGGACUUCAAAAAAUAUUCUGUAUCAAAGAAAGCAGAAGAGUAUGUAAAUGAAUUCAAAGAAAUGCCCACAAUCAACAUGAAGACCCUAAAUCCUUCCAUUUAUUCUGCAGUUAGUGAUAUGGCAAAGCUUCAGAAACUUAGGGUACAACUUAACUAUCUAAGAGAUUAUCUAUUUACUUGUCAUGAGCCUAUUAUAGAAGAAUUAAAGAGUAAAAUUGGUUCUAGGGAAUACAUGUAUGAGCAUAUUCAUCAGUAUGCCAUUUCAGAUUUACUAGAGGUAACUAAUGGAGCAUUGGCUCAGCGUAUACAAGAAGUGGUGGAUUUCGGAAAACAACAUGUAUUGUCGUGUUGGUUAUGCAGCCAAAAAGGCUUUAUAUGUGAAGUUUGUCAAGAUUCUAAAGUGCUGUAUCCAUUCAACAUCGAAAAAGUAUACAGAUGUACUGUAUGUAAUUCUAUAUUCCAUAAAAAUUGCUUAAACAAAGCUACACCUUGUCCAAAAUGCGCAAGGCGAAGGAAAAGGACGAGCUUAAAUUUAUCAAAUGUUGGGAUUGACUAAUGUUAUCAGUUAUGUUAUGUACAUAUUUUUUGUAUUUUUCAAUACAGUUACUUAAAUGUACUUAAAAUUAUUUUAAC
Molecule: messenger RNA, 2165 nt
Organism: Agrilus planipennis (emerald ash borer)
Lineage: Eukaryota; Metazoa; Arthropoda; Insecta; Coleoptera; Buprestidae
Product: pleckstrin homology domain-containing family M member 3
Exons: 8
Coding region: 121-2088 (655 amino acids)
Source: RefSeq, a predicted model, not a curated record